AUGAUGAACUUCGCAGCAGCGGGCACAGCUGCGGCAUCGAGGCGAGACCGCUACAACACCAAGCGGAAGGCUGCCCAGUACGAAGCUCUGAAUCUCUCCUUCAAGUCGAUUGCGCGCCUCAGCGACAAUGAGAAGGCUAAGAUGAACCUCCUCGAUAACGCCUUCAUCACUAUACUGGGCAAACUCCUGGGACAGGAGCAGAACCCUGCUGCCGCCCUUGAGUGCCACCUGAAGCAUGACGAAGAGAGGCCUACUACACAUGGCCGUCGCACAUGA
Messenger RNA from Anthostomella pinea, 276 nucleotides. Lineage: Eukaryota; Fungi; Ascomycota; Sordariomycetes; Xylariales; Xylariaceae. The record is from the annotation of a GenBank genome assembly.